GUACCGGUGCAUAUUUACAAUUUUUUCGUAAUUUCGUUUCUAUUAAAUGACCGUAAAUAAAGCGAUCGAUUUCGAAAAUUGUGCGUAAAUAGUGUGUAACGAAAUGUGUUCGAAUAUCGAUUAUUGCCGCGCGAAGCGUAGCGUAUGAAUACACAACAUUGGCGUCACUAGGCCUCAGCUGUUUCCCGCCAAAGCCCGCUACCAGAAAACCGCUGUGAGGUCUAGCGUAUGUUUGUGUCGGAUGCUACAUUCUACUAAUUUGUGUUAUAAAGUGAUUUAAAUAAUUACGCACGCAAUUAGAAUUAUCGUGAAAUAGUUGUCGAUCGUGUAGUAUGUCAACGAUAACGUUGGUUUCCGGCGAACACAUUGUCUACGAUUCGAAUCACAAGGAGAACGCCGAAAUAUUAGGAAAAGUGCAGAGCCGCGUCAAGCAAGACGGUGAACCGCCGACGACAAUGGAGGCGGAAAAGCGGAUCCGUCGGGAAAUCGCCAACAGCAACGAGCGACGUCGCAUGCAGAGCAUCAAUGCCGGAUUUCAAUCUCUACGAUCGCUUUUGCCACACCACGAAGGCGAAAAAUUGAGCAAGGCUGCCAUAUUGCAACAGACGGCCGAGUAUAUUUACUCACUGGAACAAGAAAAGACCCGAUUACUGUCACAAAAUUGCCAAUUAAAGAGAUUGGUAAAUCAGCACGAGGUUGGCGAACUUCCUCCAAAAAAGCGCAAGACCGAAGUGAUUAUACCAACGAUAUCCGAUACCAACGAGGAAUGCCUGGAACCGAUGACGACACCUGAACCUACUGUUGGUAUCUUAUCCGUAGCCGUGGUCGAUGGCGAUUCUCCCGCCGAAUUGAGGAGACAGCUUGAUCAGGAGCGUGGCGUACGCAUUCUUCUUGAGGAACAAAUACGACAGCUCGAAGGACAGCUUUACCAACAGCAAGUUUAUCAAAUGUCAUCUCCUGAGGAUCCAGAAGAUAUUUCCCUUCAGGUAUGAAUUAAUGAUCAUUGU
Photinus pyralis (common eastern firefly) is the source of this 1007-nucleotide messenger RNA. Its product is annotated as transcription factor AP-4-like. The transcript has 3 exons. Gene Ontology annotation, biological process: regulation of transcription by RNA polymerase II. The record is from RefSeq and is a predicted model, not a curated record. Gene Ontology annotation, molecular function: protein dimerization activity; RNA polymerase II cis-regulatory region sequence-specific DNA binding; DNA-binding transcription factor activity, RNA polymerase II-specific. NCBI's taxonomy places the organism in Eukaryota, Metazoa, Arthropoda, Insecta, Coleoptera, Lampyridae. Bases 333 to 992 code for a protein of 219 amino acids. Gene Ontology annotation, cellular component: nucleus.